GGGAUUUCAGAUCACUUCCGCUUCAUACAACGAAUAGCAGUAGAGGGGGUGAGCACCAUGUCCACGAAAACAGGCGGGGUUAGAGUUGGGAAAAGUCUGAGAUACUAUCUACUCCAGCGUAGCUCCAGAAAGAGUUUGCAAUUAAAUGAGACUGAGACGCGAUGGUCUAGAGCGAUGGGAAUCACUUGCGGAGACCGCGGAGUAGCUGCAGCUGCGAGGCCCGGCCAGGCUGUCCUGUGACUGCGGGAGGGAAGCUGAAACUUUUGUGCCUGACUGCUUCAUCCGACACUGCUGGCCAUCGAGUGGACGAGGGGAUGAAAUUACUCUUCGCUUUUUCUACCGGUUUCGGAAACGCACUUGGAGAGACAUUUAGGCGUGGAAGGGCAUAGCAGUCGCAACUCACUGAUGUUCGAUAUGAGACAAUAAUACACUCAGGACUGAAUUCACUCCAACCUAAAGGCUUUGGAUAUUGUACGACGUCGAAGUGCAAACCAGCUUUUGUUCCUCUGUGCUUGCAUCUGUUACAAGGACAUUUUUAGUGUUUCAAAUUGAAGACAAAUAUGACGUCUCCGGCGAAAUUCCGAAAAGACAAGGAGAUUAUAGCCGAAUAUGAAACUCAAGUAAAAGAGAUCCGUGCCCAGCUGGCAGAACAGCUCAAAUGUCUGGACCAGCAGUGUGAGCUGCGCGUGCAGCUUCUGCAGGACCUGCAGGACUUCUUCCGCAAGAAGGCCGAGAUCGAGAUGGACUACUCACGGAACCUGGAGAAGCUGGCCGAGAGGUUCCUGGCCAAAACACGCAGUGCCAAGGACCAUCAGUUCAAGAAGGAGCAGAACGUGCUUUCUCCAGUGAACUGCUGGAACCUGCUCCUGGCCCAGGUCAAGCGCGAGAGCCGAGAUCACGCCACCCUCAGCGACCUCUACCUCAACAACAUCAUCCCGCGCUUCGCCCAGAUCAGCGAGGACUCCGGCCGCCUCUUCAAGAAGAGUAAGGAAGUGGGACUUCAGAUGCAGGAGGACUUGAUGAAGGUCCUCAACGAACUGUAUGCGGUGAUGAAGACAUAUCACGUGUACAACGCAGACAGCAUUAACGCGGAGAGCAAGCUGAAGGAGGCCGAGAAGCAGGAGGAGAAACAGAUGGGGCGGAGUGCCCGUCAGGAGGAUCGGCAGACACCACGCUCCCCCGACUCCCUCGCCACCGUGCGCCUCGACGACAAGCCUGUCCGCCGCAGCUCCGUGAAGAAAAUCGAGAAGAUGAAGGAGAAGCGCCAAGCCAAAUACACCGAGAACAAGCUGAAAGCCGUCAAGGCGCGGAACGAGUACCUGCUCGCCUUGGAGGCCACCAACUGCUGCGUGUUCAAGUACUACAUACAUGACCUCUCCGACCUUAUCGACUGCUGUGACCUAGGUUACCAUGCCAGCCUGAACCGAGCACUGCGUACCUACCUGUCAGCCGAGUUCAACGUGGAGACGUCGAAGCACGGCGGCUUGGAAACCAUCGAGAACGCGGCAGAGAACCUGGAGGCCAAUGCAGACAAGCAGAGGCUCAUGGAGACCUACAACAACAUCUUCUGCCCACCCAUGCGGUUUGACUUCCAGUCUCAUAUGGGGGACCAGGUGGGGCACAUGUGUGGUCAGCAGUCAUUGCAGGCAGAGCUUCUACAGAGAUGCCAGCAGCUUCAGUCACGCCUCUCCACACUCAGGAUCGAGAACGAGGAGGUGAAGAAGACCAUGGAAGCUACUCUGCAGACCAUCCAGGACAUGGUGAACAUCGAGGACUUUGACGUGACAGACUGCUUCCACCACAGUAACUCCAUGGAGUCCGUGAAGUCCACCGUGUCCGAGUCGUUCAUGAGCAAGCCGAGCCUGGCCAAAAGGCGGGCCAACCAGCAGGAGACAGAGCAGUUCUACUUCACGAAACUGAAGGAGUUUCUGGAGGGUAGGAACCUCAUUACCAAACUUCAGGCCAAGCAUGACUUGAUCCAGAAGACCCUGGGAGAGAGUCAGAAGCCUGACUAUUGUCUUGCCAGCGGUCGGAGGAACUCAACUAUACGGAAACAGGACCCAAGUCAAGUUAUUCCACUGAUGGUGGAGAGUUGCAUUCAGUUCAUCAGCCGCCAUGGCCUCCACCAUGAGGGAAUCUUCAGGGUGUCUGGCUCCCAGGUUGAGGUCAAUGACAUUAAGAAUGCCUUUGAGAGGGGCGAGGACCCUCUAGCCGGAGACCAAAACGAUCAUGAUAUGGACUCCAUCGCCGGGGUGCUCAAACUCUACUUCCGAGGCCUGGAGAAUGCCCUCUUCCCAAAGGAGGUCUUCCAUGACCUAAUGUCAUGCGUCUCCAUGGAGAGCCUUCAGGACAGAUCCGCCCACAUCCGCAAGGUCCUCCUGUCUCUUCCCAGCAGCACCCUGGUCGUCAUGAGAUACCUGUUUGCUUUCCUCAACCAUCUGUCCCAGUACAGCGAGGACAAUAUGAUGGACCCCUAUAAUCUGGCUAUCUGCUUUGGGCCCACGCUCAUGUCAGUGCCUGAGGGCCACGACCAAGUCUCCUGCCAGGCCCAUGUCAAUGAGCUGAUCAAGACCAUCAUCAUCCACCACGAGAGCAUCUUCCCUGGUCCCCGUGACCUUGAGGGCCCCAUCUACGAGCAUGGAGGAGUCACAGAAGACUACUGUGAUAGCCCACACAACGAGCCCCCCCUAGUGGAUGAACCAGCACCUGACACUGUGUCGGAGAUCCAGAACAGUGAUGAUGGCUCCUUAAACGUUUCAGAGUCGGACCCCAUCGAGGCUGUCGCGCGCUUCGACUACUCGGGCCGCACCAGCCGCGAGCUGUCCUUCAAGAAGGGCGCAUCCCUGCUACUCUUCCACCGCGCCUCCGACGACUGGUGGGAGGGCCGGCACAACGGCGCCCACGGCCUUGUGCCUCACCAGUACAUCGUGCUCCAGGACACGGCGGAUGGUUAUACAGGCCGGGGUAGUCCCAAAGCUGACUUUGAGGCAUCCCAUGAGGCUGUAGAGGAGAAAGUGUCCACUAGGGGCAGCGCGAGCUCCCCCACAGGAGGCCAUGUAGCUGAUAUCUACUUGGCGAACCUCAACAAGAUGAAGAAGCGUCCGGAGGCAAGCGGCAUCCGCAGGUCGUUCCGGUCGGUGGAGGGUCCAGCCGAGGGUUCGGCCGGGGCGGCAUCGGGCGCGCGGGCCACUCCCGUGCCCGCUGUGGGCCUUCCCAAGGAGGGCUCGGACAAGCGACCCGUCAGCACGCACGGUGUCCUGAACUCCAUCACCCGCCACUCCUCCCUCAAGGCCAAGGUAGAGAGCCCCCAGCUUCGCAAGGCCGCCCCCGCCGGACGCUCCAAGAGCUUCAGCAACCACCGGCCCCUGAUGGAUGCCGAGGUCAUAGCCCAGGUGGAGCGCAGCUCCCAGGACAUCGAGGUCACCAUGGGCAUGGCCCUUAGCGAGCUGCAGGGCCUGAGGCGGCCAAGCAGCGUGAAGCGCGCCCCCGACGUGGUGCUGGACACCCUGGAGCAGCUGAAGGGCGGGGGCGGAGGCGGCUCCUCCGAGCCCUCCAGCCCCUUGCGCUCGCGCCUGCUCCGCGAUACCGAGCCGCCCAACCAGCACGCCCUCCACCGCACCCCCGGCUCGGCCAGCGACGUGCCUUCCACCUUCCGCCCCUGCAAGGGCCCCGCCCCGACCAAGAGCCCCCUGCCGCCGCCGGCCGCCGGCUCCUCCACCUCCGCACCUGCCCCCUCCACUUCCAGCUUCCGUGAGAACCGGCCACCGGCCACCCGGCCCAAGCCCGUGGUCUUCCCCAAGGGCGGUUCAGCCGGGGGCAGCCCGGCCACUGGCUCCCCCACCGCAGGCAUCCCCCCCACCCCACCACCCCCUCCACCACCCACUGACAAGUCGUGUCCGGCUUGAGCGCCCAGAACCGGGCUCGCCUCGGGUCGUUCUCCACUGCCUGGUUUGCUCGGUGGAGGAAUGCAUUUCUGAACUAAUUUUACUAGGCUGAUUAGAUACGGAGGACAGGAAUCCUGGCAGACUCUCUCAGAUAUACAGUACUCGAGUGUGUGGGUGUGAGAGCGCGCUUGUGUGGUCUGCAUUCAUAUGCCAAGAAACCCGGACUGAUUUUUCAGUAUUGCUGCGACCCAAGAAUUCCGGCUGGGAUGCAGACAUUUUUAAUCUUGGUUUGAUGAUUUUCCCUUAGAAGGGGCUGAUUUUUUAAUUUUUUAAUGGGGAUCACAUUGCUUUGGAGAAAUAAUAGCUGUGAAUAACAAAUCUCUCUCUCUCUCUCUCUCUCUCUCUUUCUCUCUCUCUCUCUUUUUUUUCUGCUCAAAGACUCUCUCUCCCUUCCUGGAGCUGGACACAUUUGGUGAAUUCCUAGCCUGACUCUCUCCAAUAUGUACCCUGUGGUAUGGCUGCAGGGUGGAUAGAAAUUCCCGUUUUACCUGUUGAAUAUUUAUAUGCAGCUUCUUGGUGUACCGACUGUGAGCCGCUACCAUUAGCAUGCAGGAUCCCGUCUCGUCCCUUGACAACGUCGUCCCCGUAAAUGCUCUUAACUGGGGGCGAGGCCCAAAGUGCCCCCUGUACUGCCCCCCAAGACGCGGGUGUCUGCAGGAAGGUCUGCAUGGCAGCUUGCUCUCCCCAUUUUGUCUUGAACGAAAAUCUACACACCAUUAUGCUAACCCGGACAGCAGUGCUACUCAGCAGGUGUUCUUCUACACUUCCCAAGUUAGUCCAGGUUGCUCCCAACUGACCGUCGCAUUUGUCCACAAGCUGCGACCACAGUACGCGGCUGGUAAUACCUGCAAAUGAUCCUAACACCAAAGUGUGUUUCAUGCCCUCGUUUAUCCACAGAGUGGUGAUGUCAUUUGCACAUUAUAAUCAUGGGGAGGCAAUCUUGGAAGUCAUCUGUGCGUAGUACUGCUGCCUUUGCUAUGUACUUAAUAGGAAAUCCUGUAUAACCAACGUCUCCCGCGUGCUGCCCGCCAGAAAGCAAUGCUGACUCACACACUUCUCUUCUGAAAAUAGAUUCACAAGCACUUUUUAAUAGACUACCAGCUUUUCAAAAAAUGAAAUAAUUCAGUGAUAACAUUUUUUUUCUGUGUACAAGAAAAAAAAAAUCAUGAUUAUAACUGGAACGAAAUUGAAAAUUGUUGAAAUGAAGAAUGUCUUGUAAAUUUGUUAAACCAUUUGAUUCAUUGUUUUUUUUUAAUGUAGAUUGAAGCACAAAAUUAUUUUCUUCUGGCUUGCUAGAUUUUAUUAAGAAUUCUCAUAGGCAGUUGUUUUGGCCUUGAGUGUGUAUCAUGAUAAUUGUGUAUAUGUUUGUAUGUAUGUUUGUAUGUAUGUAUAGUUUUAACAGCCUAAAGGAGGCGGUUACAUCAAGCUUUAUAAUUCAGACAUGUAGAACUUAAGUCUUCUUAGCAGAUUUCACUAAGAAUGAUGCGUGCAAAACAGAAGUUGUCAUUUUUCCUCCCUUUGAUGGAGCUUUGAUUCUUUUCUGUGCACUGGGACAGACAAGAGGACCUGAAAGGGAGCAGGCGCCACUGAGCUCUGAUUCCAGCCAGCAGGUUUAUCCGAUGUCUCAGAAUAGGUGUUCUGGGAUUGGUUUUCGCCCAUGUCAUCAUCCUAAUGAAUAUAUAUCACAGAAUAACAUCCUAGACCAGUGUGGGAAGCUCUUGUGCAUGGAAGUUGGAUGAUUGGGGGGGUGUUCAGGUUGCGGUCUGCUACAAACCUUAAAUCUCCUCUUCGUGUUCUACAGCAAGACUCCAUUGUCUUCCAUGCUGGCCUCCACACGACUCUGCUGUUUUAACACACUGGCGAUUCACAGCAGAGUGCUAAGCUCCUGCUACUCCAACAUACGAUGAGUCAAAAUCCUGCUCGUCUCCACAUCAUCUGCGUGAGCGUCUGGCCUCCUAUGUCUCGUCUUCUUACAGCAUCCAACAAAAUUAGAGGAGGAUGUGCUUUUUCCAGAGGGGCUUUAACUGGCGUUGGUGUGAUUCAGCAGUAUAACUGGGAUGGUGAGGUCAGAGAAAACUGCACGGCUAUGGGGGUGAUGUGGUGAACCAGACACGGGCGUGUGUGUUGAGAUCAGAGCAAGAGAAAUGAGUGAAGCUGCUUCCAUAUUUUCUCAGAGAAACAGAAGCUUGUUAUUGGAAGGCCCACAGGCAUGGCUCGUGGGAAUGACCACAGGGAAACCCUUUAGUGAAAUCCAACUCAAAAAGCCGGGGGGUGUAUCGUAACACAUUUUUCAAUUUCUGUUUUUUAAUCUUUUUGAGGAAAAUUUCUGACAUUACUUUUCAUGGACUCUUCAGUGUGUUGUGCUGCAGUUCUGAAACGUCUUAACAGGUGGUUACAUGUAUUUCUGUGAGCUAUGAUUGGAAACAUUCUCUUUUAUGUUGUUCCUAAUACCUCAUAAGGCAACUGGACAGUGAGUUGUGUUUGGAGGUGGAAAGAAAGACAUUGACAUGCUAAAUGUCAGUAACUCAUGGAAGCUGCAUGGUGGUGUUCAGGUUUAAUAUGUAAUGUUCUUACUAUGCUGUUGGCCGAAGCCUCAGUUUACAUUUAAUCUUUUUUUUUGUUUGUUUUCUAUCUACAAUUUUAAAAUCAAUCAUUAUUACGCACUUGAAUCUGGGUUGGAUCUUUGUGAACAGAUUGAGUGAGGACUUACUUUUUUAAAUCAUAAAUAUUGUUAAAUAUGUAUUUCCUGUCCAUUUGAAACAAAACAAGACUGUAAAAUGAAUUGUCUUGUCAAAUAUAUUUAUAGUUGUCCACUUAAGUAUCUGUUAUCAGAGGAACCUGUGUUAAGAUGUGCUUUGUAUAUACAAUGGUGUACAUUACAGAGGUACAUUCUUCACUGUCUUUUCUUUUUUUUGGGGGGGGGGGUACAAGAUUGUACAGUAAUAGCAAUAGUAGUUUACUCUCAAAUACACCUUAUAUAAUUCUAUGUGUAGUUCUUGUAGUAAACAUUUUUUAAUAAACCGCUUGCUAUGCCUGUC
Molecule: messenger RNA, 6982 nt
Organism: Electrophorus electricus (electric eel)
Lineage: Eukaryota; Metazoa; Chordata; Actinopteri; Gymnotiformes; Gymnotidae
Gene: srgap2
Product: SLIT-ROBO Rho GTPase activating protein 2
Biological process (GO): signal transduction
Molecular function (GO): protein binding
Source: RefSeq, a predicted model, not a curated record